CUUGGGCUCUUCUUGUCCCCAGGUCUUCGGUGGGGUCUCUGUGCUCACAGCUCCCAGGUGGCUCCUUCCCUCUUGAUGUCUCCCAGGGCCAGAAGGGCUCAGCCAACAUGUGUUUUCUGAAGAAGCGAACUAGCCCUGCUGCUUCCCUCUCGGUGUCUGCCUCCUGGGCACAAACCGUUUCCGAGCUGUCCAACAGUCAGGACUGUGUGCUUGCCCAAACCUUGUCUGGCUCUCAUACCGAGAUGUCCAGGCACUCAGCAAUGCCAGGCUCAGUAUCCCAGAAGAGUGGCAUUAAUCCUGCCUUCACUGGUUCCUUGUUGCCCAUGUUUUCUCGGGUAAUUCAGAGUGCUGUGGCGAUUACAACCUGCACUGCAAGUGAUGGAAGCCCAUUUGCUGCAGACACACAGAGACGCCAAGGGGAACCAACCCCAAACCAAGAUCUCCCAUCACUGGCUGUCCUACUGAGAGGGGCUUCACAAGACAUGGAGCCGCUUGUAAUGACGGCGAUUCCGGCCCAGGUGGGUGACCCAGGACCCCCGUGUCUCGUGCUGGCACUGACUACAGCAGCUCUGUCUACACUGGCACUGCCCCCAUUGGCAGUGCCCACACUGGCUCCACUCACACGGGCACUGCCCACACCAGCUGCGCCCACACUGACACCACUCCCACUAGCACUGCCCACACUGGGACAGUCGGCACGGGCACCCCUAGCACCGGACGCCCUCGCUGUGCUACCGGCAGUUUACAGCCCGAGCAGAUGUCCUGACUCUGGCUGUUAUGCUCAGAAGUUAGAAGUGAAGCCAAGGGAGACAGUGAGGCAACCAGCUGGCCUGGUGCUGCUCCCGGCAACAAUCCCUUCCCCCCUCCUUCCCUCACCACAGACCGUGCCCACUGGCCAUUCCAACCUGCCUGGGCACCCAGAGCCAUGCCAGCCACGAAGUGCCAAAAGCCCGGAUGCCCACAGAGGGUCAGGAAGGCCAGGCGUUGUGGGACUAGGGGACACCACUUCCAGGUCACAUCCUGCUCAUCACUCACCUCCAGAUCGGGCAAGAGCCAGCAAACAUUCACCUUCACUCACAACCCCUCAUGAGACGCCAUUACCUGCCCCCGAGGAAGUGUCCAGCCUUCAGUACCAGGAUAGACUGUGGAGUGGAAGCGAGACAGCAAGGCUGAGCCAGGGUCGGCAGGUCACACAGCCCCUCACUAUUCCCCGGGCCGGGCAGGAGAGGACAGUAAGGCAGAUCAGAGCUGACAACAGUGACACCAGCAGUGAUGAAGACAGACUGGUUAUCGAAACUUAGUGUUUGUGGCCACCGUCGCAUGCUGUCUGUGAUUGCGUGCUGGUGAUGGUCUAUGUCCCUCACACAGAGCUGAGACACUGGCUGAAUAGUUUGAAUCUUCUUUGAGUAACUGUAUUUGCUUGGUUUGUGAUAAGGAUGAUAUAUUAAGAAUUUUGCGCAUUUUGCUGGAAGAGACAAAUGUCAUUAAAAUAUUUUA
Callorhinchus milii (elephant shark) is the source of this 1497-nucleotide messenger RNA. RefSeq names its product leucine-rich repeat extensin-like protein 5. The transcript has 2 exons. The record is from RefSeq and is a predicted model, not a curated record. Bases 108 to 1301 code for a protein of 397 amino acids. NCBI's taxonomy places the organism in Eukaryota, Metazoa, Chordata, Chondrichthyes, Chimaeriformes, Callorhinchidae.